GACGCGGAUGAGGAGAUGAACUAUGUCAAGAUGAGCAAGAAGCACGAGAAAAGGUCGGAGAAGAGGGAUUUGUCUGAUAUGCCGACGUUGAGCGCGAGUUUUCUCACAUGGGCGAUCGAGAUUCAAUUCGAGGCAUCUUGGCGUGACGAAGCGGAGAGCAAAGCAGCCCAUCGACAAAGAGGGACUCGAGAGAAUAUCGGGCAACAGCAAGGGUCAGGCGGGUUGGAUGCUGCGAAGAAGGAUUUGAAGGCGACGCUCGAGUGGGACAUUGAGCCAAGCUGA
This is a messenger RNA of Acaulospora colombiana, 282 nucleotides long. The record is from the annotation of a GenBank genome assembly. Lineage: Eukaryota; Fungi; Glomeromycota; Glomeromycetes; Diversisporales; Acaulosporaceae.